AUGGCUAUUCGUUGUGUCCAGAGUUUGACCAUUCCUCCAACGUCCAAUGCCAAACCAUUCACUGCAACACCACAACAUGCUCAUCUCGAAUUGGUGGAACCUGCUGCGCGAGGCGAUCUUGCUUUGGUUCAGGAACUGAUCGAUGCCAACAAGGAUCCCGACAAGCCGAAUCCUACCACGGGUUUACGUCCUCUUCAUUACGCUGCCUCAAGGGGUUAUUUGGAUAUAUGCAUAGCUCUGAUUGAGAAGGCGGGUGCUAGCGUGGAUGGUGUUGAUACAGAAGACGAGACAGCUUUACUCAAGGCAGCUUAUGCUGGUCAUCUCCCUGUGGUACAAUAUCUCAUCAAUGAAGCAAAGGCGGAUGCGACACAUCAAGAUAAAGAUGGUUGGACGGUGCUUCACAAUGCUUGUUCCUGUGGCCAUUUAGCCAUGGUCCGAUUUCUUAUACGACAUGGAGGUGCUGAUUUGGAUGUCAAUGCUGUGAGUCGGCUGGGUCAUACGCCUUUGAUUAAUGCAGCUUCCAAAGGUGACUUGGCCAUUGUCGAGUAUUUACUUCAUGAAGCAGAUGCCGAUCCUUUACAACGAAAUGCAUUUGGGGAAACAGCUUAUGAUGCAGCGGCUGCUGCUGGAAGUGCCUAUGUUUGUCAAGUGCUUGAAGCAGCUGAACGUUAUUGGAGUGAACAAUCACAUGAGCCAUACGAUGUUUUACGAUCACACGUGACAGUACCUGUCAUUUUGCAUGAGAAUCAACGAGCAACGUCUUCCUUCUUGGCCAUUGGUAAACCCACCUUUUCAGCUGCUGCGCUUACAAGGAAUGAUCAACGAGGAGCUUGGAGCUUAUAUCCUUCAGGAGAAACAACGACCAAAAGCCAUGUUCGAUUACCACAACAAACAUCCUGGUUUUGGUUAUCAGAUUGGACAGUGGAUUUCUCACACCCCAUUGCCGACAGCUAUGGAUGGCAAUAUUCACGCAGCUUUGAUGAAGAGGAUGAAAAUUGGACGAGUAUCAUGCCUACGUCAACAUCGGGAUGGGUGAGAAGGCGGCGUUGGGUACGCAUCAUGAAACGACGUGUUGAAGAAGUCCUCUAUGCACCUUUGAAUACCCAUGAACAACAACAAGUGGUCGAUGAAUAUACCAACAACGUAUCGCCAUUGGAUGCAGGUCAUGAGCAACAUCGAAAUCUUGGAUCGUUUCACCAUGUUGAUCAUCAAUCGAUAUCGGGCAAUAAUAACAUCAGCACCGGCAGCAGCAGCAGUAGUAGUAGCAGCAGCAACAGCAAUUAUGCACCAGCUGCAUCUGGAACCGUGAGCAUGACCUUGACAAAAGCACAAUCUGUGUUUGUCGGUUGCCAAACACAUGUUCAAUCCGUGGAACCAGAGCCGCCGCGGAACCCAUCAUCGAUUUCAUCACCACGUCCUUCUUUACAGAGCACGCGAUCAUCUUCACUUUCCAGGAUUGCCUAUGUAUGGGAACGUAAUGAACAAGCACCCAAUUGCCGACGAUGUGGGCGAUGGUUUAACUUUUUAGUGCGUCGGCAUCAUUGCAGACGAUGCGGGCUGGUUGUUUGCGACAAGUGCUCGACAAAUCGCGUGAUGCUACCCUUUUCACACAUUGUACAAGACCCAGCAGUACCCAUGGAACAACACUAUCAGAUAUCACUACAACCACAACGCUUAUGUGAUGGAUGCUUUGAAGAAUUAUCAAGGCCAAGAGGCACUAGCAGCAAUAGUCGACCUACUAGUGUGAGAAUGGGACGCUCUUCAAGUGUACAAAGUAUCAUGAUGGAAUGUCCCGUGUGCGGAAGAGGAUUGGAUGAGUUUGGGAGCAUGGAUGAACAAGAACAGCACGUACAGACAUGUUUGAAUGCGAAUACACCUGCAGCCUUAUCAGGGAUACGAUACGUCGUGUACAAGUUGGCAUUGGAUUCAGCGUUAUUAGGCCAAGAGUGCGUGAUUUGCUUUGAAGAAUUUAUUCAAGGUGACACAAUGGCUAGACUGAGUUGUCUUUGUACUUUUCAUCAUCGAUGUAUCCAUGCUUGGUUUACAAAGGGCAAGGAGUGUCCGAUCCAUUCCCAGUAG
Lichtheimia ornata is the source of this 2079-nucleotide messenger RNA. RefSeq lists its product as uncharacterized. The transcript is spliced from 7 exons. The coding region runs from base 1 to 2079 and encodes 692 amino acids. The record is from RefSeq and is a predicted model, not a curated record. NCBI's taxonomy places the organism in Eukaryota, Fungi, Mucoromycota, Mucoromycetes, Mucorales, Lichtheimiaceae. Gene Ontology annotation, molecular function: protein binding; metal ion binding.